Molecule: messenger RNA, 1983 nt
Organism: Hypoxylon trugodes
Lineage: Eukaryota; Fungi; Ascomycota; Sordariomycetes; Xylariales; Hypoxylaceae
Product: FAD-binding domain-containing protein
Exons: 6
Coding region: 380-1819 (479 amino acids)
Molecular function (GO): FAD binding
Source: RefSeq, a predicted model, not a curated record
GAGACUAUAGUGACUAGGGUCUAUAUCCUCAAAUACUUUGGUAAGCUUAUGCAUUUCGUAAGCGUAGCCUAUAGCCUGUGGUCUAUCGUGUGGUGACCCCUGAUUAGACUUGUUUUUUACCGGGUCUGCGAGGGGGCUUCUGGCGAAUCGGGGGGCGGUAAGUUUGUGAAUCUCGUGUAUUUUGUAUGCUGUAAGUAUGUGUAUUGGGCAUUUAUACAUCGCUAUAUGUGCAUAUCCAAAGUGUACAAGAUAAGAAACUUCUAAAAUGCCAUAGCUGAAUACAUUCAGACACGAUUUAUAGGAUGACACAGUCUAUAGAGGAAGUUCCAUUGGAUAGCUCGUAAAGACAAUAGGAUAACGCCAUCGGCCCAACAACAUCAUGUCUUCCAUAGCUCAAUCCGCUAUUUCGAACUUGAAGGAAGCCGGUCUGGGGGACAUUCUCUACGUCCCCGGCGAGCAGGCAUACGAAGCGCGACGGACAUCCUACUGGUCGCUGACACCCCAACUCAGCCCGUGGGCUUUCGUACAGCCUCGUAACACGGAAGAGGUUUCCAAAGCAGUGAAGGCUCUCGUGGGAACUCCUGGCUGCAACUUUGCCAUUCGAAGUGGCGGGCAUAUGUCAUGGGUGGGAGCUGGCAACAACAUUGAGUCGGGAGUGACUAUCGAUUUUGGAUUGAUGACAGGGAUAAGCUACGACUCUAAUACUGGACUUGCGUCGCUGCAACCGGGCAGUAGAUGGAGGGAUGUCUACGUCGAGCUAGAAAGGCAUGGAGUAAUGGUUGCUGGAGGGCGUGAAGGUCUAGUUGGACUUGGUGGUUUUCUAACCGGGGGAGGUCUCAGUUUCUAUAAUUGCCGAUACGGAUUUGCCUGUGACCAGAUCGAAAAGUAUGAGGUCGUCCUGGCCGAUGGUAGCAUAGUCGAGGCCACCAACACAACGAAUCCAGACUUAUUCCGCGUGUUGAAAGGCGGUAAUAACAACUUCGGUAUUGUCACCCGGUUUGACAUGCGUACCUUCGAAGCAAAGAAAAUCUGGGAUGGCUUUAAUACCUAUUCUAAAACUACUUCUAACCAGAUGGUUGAAGCAUACGUCGACUUCUCGGCAGACCUCGCUAAGAGCCCCGACAGUCACAUUCUCGCAAUGUGGACUCAGUUACCAGGGGCUAGCGAAUACAUAAUCAAUGUGGUAUUGACACACCUCGACGGUGUUGAGAACCCGAAGCCUUUUGAGAGGUUUAUGACCAUUCCGGGCCAGCAUAAUAUGAGAACAACGACCGUGGCUAAGAAAAUAGGCGAGUUUCUUCUGCCAUCGGGAGGGUACAAUUUUUGGCUGACGUACACCUUCAAACUUGACCGCCAGGUCAUCUAUCGAAUAGUUGAGAGGUACGAAGCUCUAUUGGAUAAGCUAAGAGAAGCUAUUCCCGACAACAAUUUCGGCGUUAACAUGGUCUUCCAACCAUUGUUGGCGUCUUGGCAACAUCAUUCGGUGGUACGGGGUGGAAAUAUGCUCGGUCUCGAAAACCUGUCAGACGACUGUGUCAUUCUAGUGGUGGGAAAUGAAGUCGGGACGGCUGAGUUGUCGGAUAAUGUCAGUGCCCCUGUGCUGAAGGAGAUGUUUGAUGAUAUCAAAUCGUAUGCGAAAUCGGUUGAUAAGCAUGUCGACUACCUCUACUUGAAUUAUUGCGACGGCUCGCAAAACCCUAUGGGGAGUUACGGAGAGGAGAACAUUAAGAAAAUGAGGGAGGCGUCAGCGAAAUACGACCCCACCGGAGUUUUCCAAGAGAGAGUUCCGGGCGGCUACAAAAUUUCCAAGGUCAAAUGAAGAGCUCUUAGUAUCAUAUGAAGUGGUCCGUGUCUGUAGAGUAGCGGUUCUAAGAAUAAAGGAUCAAAGAUGAGAAUAUCACAUAAUCAAACAAUAGGAAUUGUGACCGAAUUUUGUUUCUUGUUAUAGUGAACUAGAUACGCAGCGCAAGCCAAGAGGAUGCA